Molecule: messenger RNA, 1095 nt
Organism: Ipomoea nil (Japanese morning glory)
Lineage: Eukaryota; Viridiplantae; Streptophyta; Magnoliopsida; Solanales; Convolvulaceae
Exons: 1
Coding region: 1-1095 (364 amino acids)
Source: RefSeq, a predicted model, not a curated record
AUGGCUCUUUCCUUGUAUUGCAAUAUAUGUGCAAGGGCAGAGACAACAUGUACUUCACUGAGCGAAUCAGGAAAUAUGGAUGAAAUAGCUUAUGUACAAGGGCAGAGACAACAUUCAUAUGUCAACAAUUCUGGAGUAGGAAAUUACGGUUGGAAACCCACGCAACGAUGGAACCAAGGAGGCCAGACACAAGGGAGACCUCAAAACACACAAGGCAGUAGACCUGCUUACGACCAGGAUAGAGAUAGAUGCUCAAUCACCUAUAGCCCACAGUUUGGAGGAAGCAACAACGCUCUCUAUCGAUCGCCACAAGUUUCCCAAAGCGAGCUGCGACAUUAUCAACCUAACAUCAGAGAAGUAGAUGAAAGACUCUCCCGAGCAAUUCUUGAGUUGAAAAAUGAUAGAGUUCUAUUGAAACAGGAAAUCACACAAGAGUUUAGACAAGAUUUGUCUGCUAUGAGACAAGAAACUCAAACCUCAAUAAAAAGCAUGGAAAUACAAAUAGCACAGUUAGUCAAGUUGGUGUCUGAAAGACCUUGUGGUUCAUUGCUAAGCACAACGGAGAACAAUCCGAAGGAAAGAGUCAAUGCAAUAUCGGUUUAUCCGGAACCUGUAAAUGAAGAUACCAACAAAAGACAUGAAGGAAAAUAUGUCAAAGGUAAAGAGGUUUUGAAAGAUACGGACAGGGAGGAAUCAAAGGCAAAUACCAAAAUGGUAACGUCUCGUUACUGCACUCAAAUUCCAUUUCCGCAAAGAUUGGUGAACAUGGCCGAGCUGGAACAACGAGGUAAAUUUAAUGCUUUACUUAGAAAACUUCAUGUUAAUAUGCCUAUUCUGUACACACUAAGAGAACUACCUAGAUUGACUUAUCACUUUAAAGAGCUAGUAAAAAAUAAGAAGGAGAUUCACAAUGAAUCUCAUACCCACCUUAGUGUGGAAUGCUCAUCGGCUCUUGAAAGGGGAUGCCCCAAAAAGAAGGGUGACCCUGGUGCAUUCAUCGUACCAUUUGCGGUGAAAGAUCUUUUCUUUGAGAAUGCACUCGCAGAUCUAGGUGCUUUUAUAAAUGUUAUGCCUUCGUGUGUUUUGACAAAAUGA